Messenger RNA from Sciurus carolinensis (gray squirrel), 3911 nucleotides. RefSeq names its product HECT domain E3 ubiquitin protein ligase 3 (gene Hectd3). Gene Ontology annotation, molecular function: ubiquitin-protein transferase activity. Lineage: Eukaryota; Metazoa; Chordata; Mammalia; Rodentia; Sciuridae. The transcript is spliced from 21 exons. The record is from RefSeq and is a predicted model, not a curated record. The coding region runs from base 96 to 2666 and encodes 856 amino acids.
CGAAGGCGGGGCAGGGCGUGGUGGGAAGCUCUGUCUGUGGUCUCGGCUGGUGCUCCCGGGCAGAAUUACCUCUAGUCUCCCUCUGUUAGUUCGACAUGGCGGGCCCUGGCCCGGGCGCGGCGCUAGAGUCCCCGCGCCAGCUGCUGGGUCGCGUGCGCUUCCUGGCGGAGGCAGCACGAAGCCUCCGCGCCGGGCGACCGUUGCCCGCAGCGCUGGCAUUCGUGCCGCGAGAGGUGCUGUACAAGCUUUACAAGGACCCGGCCGGACCGUCCCGCGUGGUGCUGCCGGUGUGGGAGGCGGAGGGCCUGGGGUUGCGUGUGGGUGCCACGGGCCCUGCCCCUGGUACGGCCACCGGGCCCCUUCGCGCCGCCCGCGACAGCAUCGAGCUUCGGCGCGGCGCCUGCGUGCGCACCACAGGCGAGGAGCUAUGCAAUGGCCAUGGUCUCUGGGUAAAGCUGACCAAGGAGCAGCUGGCUGAACACCUGGGUGACUGCGGACUGGAGGAAGGCUGGUUGCUGGUAUGCCGCCCAGCGGAGGGUGGGGCCCGCCUUGUACCCAUAGACACUCCGGAUCACCUCCAGCGGCAGCAGCAGCUCUUUGGCGUGGACUACCGACCGGUGCUCAGAUGGGAACAGGUGGUGGACCUGACAUACUCACAUCGCCUGGGAUCGAGGCCUCAACCAGCGGAGGCAUACACAGAAGCUGUACAAAGGCUACUCUAUGUGCCCCCAACAUGGACCUACGAAUGCGACGAGGACCUGAUCCACUUCUUGUAUGACCACCUGGGCAAGGAGGAUGAGAACCUGGGUAGCGUGAAGCAGUAUGUGGAGAGCAUAGACGUUUCCUCCUACACGGAGGAGUUCAAUGUGUCUUGCCUGACAGACAGUAAUGCAGAUACUUACUGGGAGAGCGAUGGGUCCCAGUGCCAGCACUGGGUACGGCUUACUAUGAAAAAGGGCACCAUUGUCAAGAAGCUGCUACUCACAGUGGAUACCACAGAUGACAACUUUAUGCCUAAGCGAGUGGUUGUCUAUGGGGGCGAAGGGGACAACCUGAAGAAGUUGAGUGACGUGAGCAUUGACGAGACCCUGAUCGGGGAUGUCUGCGUCUUGGAGGACAUGACAGUCCACCUCCCAAUCAUCGAGAUCCGCAUUGUGGAGUGCCGAGAUGAUGGCAUUGAUGUUCGUCUUAGAGGGGUCAAGAUCAAGUCAUCUAGACAGCGGGAACUAGGGUUGAAUGCAGACCUGUUCCAGCCAGCCAGUCUGGUGCGAUAUCCACGCCUAGAAGGCACUGAUCCAGAAGUACUAUACCGCAGAGCUGUCCUCCUGCAGAGAUUCAUCAAGAUCCUAGACAGUGUCCUGCACCACCUGGUACCUGCAUGGGACCACACUCUAGGCACCUUCAGUGAGAUUAAGCAAGUGAAGCAGUUCCUACUGCUGUCACGCCAGAGACCCAGCCUGGUGGCCCAGUGCCUGCGGGACUCAGAAAGCAGCAAGCCCAGCUUCAUGCCACGCCUGUACAUCAACCGUCGCCUUGCCAUGGAACAUCGUGCCUGCCCCUCUCGGGACCCUGCCUGCAAGAAUGCAGUCUUCACCCAGGUUUAUGAAGGCCUCAAACCCUCUGACAAGUACGAAAAGCCCCUGGACUACAGGUGGCCUAUGCGCUAUGACCAGUGGUGGGAGUGUAAAUUCAUUGCAGAAGGCAUCAUUGACCAAGGGGGUGGUUUCCGAGACAGCCUGGCAGAUAUGUCAGAAGAGCUGUGCCCUAGCUCUGCUGACACCCCUGUGCCUCUGCCCUUCUUUGUGCGCACAGCCAACCAGGGCAAUGGCACUGGUGAGGCCCGGGACAUGUAUGUGCCCAAUCCUUCCUGCCGAGAUUUUGCCAAGUAUGAGUGGAUUGGACAGCUGAUGGGGGCUGCCCUUCGGGGUAAGGAGUUUCUGGUCCUGGCUCUGCCUGGUUUUGUGUGGAAGCAGCUCUCUGGUGAGGAGGUGAGCUGGAGCAAGGACUUCCCAGCUGUAGACUCUGUGCUGGUGAAGCUCCUGGAAGUGAUGGAGGGAAUGGACAAGGAGACAUUUGAGUUCAAGUUUGGGAAGGAGCUGACCUUUACCACCGUCUUGAGUGACCAACAGGUGGUAGAGCUGAUCCCUGGGGGCACAAGCAUCGUAGUGGGAUAUGAGGACCGUUGUCGUUUCAUCCAACUGGUGCAGAAGGCACGGCUAGAGGAGAGCAAGGAGCAGGUGGCAGCCAUGCAGGCAGGUCUGCUGAAGGUGGUGCCGCAGGCUGUGCUGGACUUGUUGACCUGGCAGGAGUUGGAGAAGAAGGUGUGUGGGGACCCAGAGGUCACUGUGGAUGCUCUGCGCAAGCUCACUCGAUUUGAGGACUUCGAGCCAUCUGACACGCGGGUGCAGUAUUUUUGGGAGGCGCUGAACAAUUUCACCAAUGAGGACCGGAGCCGCUUCCUGCGUUUUGUGACAGGCCGCAGCCGCCUGCCAGCACGGAUCUACAUCUACCCAGACAAGCUGGGAUACGAGACCACAGAUGCGCUGCCUGAGUCUUCCACCUGCUCCAGUACCCUCUUCUUACCACACUAUGUCAGAGAGAAGAGGAUUUUUGGAGGACCUAUACUUCACCAUUUUUACCAUGUCAACUGUUCCUUUUGCUUCUAAAUUUAUUUGAUACAAAGUUGUAGAAAGAUUUAGAUGAAACACAAGUCCCAAAUUUCAAUACCUUCUAUUAAACUCCAAAACCUUACAACUGUCAAUAUAGUAUUCUCCCUGCUUAUGAUUUUCAUAUUCCCAAAGUACUAUAAUAGUGAAUUAGAAGCUGCUUUUGCAAGAAGUACUGACAUUUCAUUUGCGACUGCUGAUGCCUGAUGGGUAAUUAAAAGAAAGGUAAAGUUUGGCAUUUCUGCCUUCAUUUUAUAUUUGUCCCCUUUGCCUUAAAUCUUGGGUCAGAUUUUUACUAACUGCACAUAAGCAUGCUAAUAAUUUAAGAAGUACAUAUCGAAAAACUGGUAUAUAAGGUUGUUAGCCUUUAUUUGCCUAACCUAUCUGGUUCCCUUUUGAGACCAAAGACAUCAAGAUAAGAAUAACUAAGGUAUUUUCAAGAUUUGCAGGGACAUUCAACUGUCAGCUUUUAUAAGGUUCUACUCCAGACUAUUGGUGUGGCCCCUGAAAGUUCCCAUUGCCCUACACCUUUGCAGAAUAGCAAGCCUUGCAGGCAGAUCACCUCAUGAAAAGACUGCUCCCCUAAGCAAGAGAAAUUGUCUCAUGGGAACAAAAUUGCCCCUUUUGAGGAUCACGGAUCUGUUACAUAAACAGCCUGAGCAGCAAAUGGAAUUUGCCACCUCAAGCAGUAAGGACUUCUCUGGAGCUGCCUUGCAGAACCAAAACUGAGACAAUGAUGAAUCAGGCCAUAGUUUGACCAAAACUGUUUAAUUAUGGAUACCUCUAGCCCCCUGCCCAUUCUUUCUCUGUUUAAACCUAAAGCUCAGUCUCUGGAGGUUUACACAAAAGAUUUCAGAGCCCAAGUUUCAUGGUGAGGAUGGAGUGGAAGCUGUGGGCAGCAUCACUGAAGAGAAGGGUGGAUGGGUAUCUGACGCCUAUGGAGAGGACCACUUUCCUCCCCUAGGGGUGAUGAAGAUGGUUAUGAAGAAGAGGAUGAGGACAGCAAACAGAUGACGAAUCAGAGACAGAAAACUUGAGGCUAAUGACCCCCCAAAAAUGGUGUUCAAAGAAGAAAAGGGCUAGUGUAACUUGGAACUCAAGCAAUCACAACAUGCACUUUCCCUUGAGACAGCCAUCUUACUUUGGCAUGCAACAAAAGUGUUCAUGCUCCCAGCAACUUGGGAGGCUGAGGCAGGGAGAUCACAAGUUCAAGACCAGCCUCAGUAACUUAGCGAGGCCCUAAGC